Symbiodinium sp. CCMP2592 is the source of this 1914-nucleotide messenger RNA. The record is from the annotation of a GenBank genome assembly. Lineage: Eukaryota; Dinophyceae; Suessiales; Symbiodiniaceae.
AUGCUGUGCAUGGCAUGUGCGAGAAGACUGGAGAGGCCCCACGUGAAAGAGAUAGCUUUGCUGCGGGAGAGCGUGGACACCAGCGACUGGGAGCUGGCAGUAUCAGUACUGUCUGUGUUGAAAGCCGGUGUGCAGCAUGAUCAGCGCAGCUUCAGCAUUGCACUGAAGUCUUCUGGCAGAGCACUGGCAUGGGAAGCCGCCUGCUGUCUGAUUGGGUGGAUGGAGAGAGUUGGGACCUCUCCGGAUUCCAUCACGUACAGCACUGCAGAGAUCGCAAUGGGACAGAGAUGGAAGCUUUCCGUGGAACUGGUAGCUGAGAUGAAGAAGCGAGUGAUUCUUCAGGAUGUGGUCAACUAUGGAAGUGUCAUCAACGCGUGUCAGCAGGCGCAAGAGUGGUCUUCGGCCUUGUUGCUUCUUGGGAAUUUGGAUUUAGCUGCGAUUUCAGUGAAUGUGAUCAUCGCCGGAUCGCUGAUCAGCGCAUGUGUUGUCUGGAAGGAGGCACUUGCAAUUUUCGGUGGUAUGCAAAGUCGAAGGGUUCAGCCGAAUUCUGUGAUUUACAAUGCGAUGGCCUCCUCGUAUGAGGAGACAGGGCAGUGGGUAGCGGCUUUGACGUGUCUGCAGAAUGCCGGUCAGUCAUGGACGAUGCUGGACAUCAUCUCCUUCAAUUCCGUCGUAAGCGCUGGUGAGAAGGCAUCAUACUGGCGGCCGGCUGUGGAUCUGCUCGGUCGGCUCCGAUCCUCUCGAACUCAACAGAGCCUGGUCUCUUUCAAUGCCGCCAUCAGCGCUUGCGAGAAGUCCGGGCGGUGGGACGCAGCCCUCGGCCUGUCUCAGUCCGUGGCUUUGCGGUCCAUCUCAGGAGACAUCGUGACGAUCGGGGCUGCAAUGAACGGAUGCCAAGCUUCUGGAGAGUGGUGUUGCGCCAUGGACCUGCUGAAGCGCUCGACUGCAUUAUCUCUGCGGCACAACAGAGUUGUGCUCAACACUGCCAUCGCUGCCAGUCAAGGGCAAUGGCAGCUGUCUGCAGGCCUGAUGUACGAGAUGGCAGCCGGCUCCCUCGUUCCCGGUACAUUGACCCUGGGGGCUGCGAUUGGAGCCUGCGAAGAGUGGUCUCAGUGGAGCAUGGUACUCAGACUCUUCAAGGAGCUCCAUGACUGGCAGCUUCGAAGGAGCGAUUUGAUCCACCACUCUGCCGUCACAGCUGCCUCCGAUGGCUCGCGCUGGUCCGGGGCGUUGGAGCUUCUGCGUGAGCUUCGAGCUGUCCGGGUCGAGCAGGAUGUGCUGUCCUUUUCAUCCUCGGUGGCAGCCUGCCGGGACGAAUGGGAGGCUGCGCUGAGUGUGGUGGAGGAGAUGGCGACGGCUGUUGUCUCCAAGGAUGUCAUAAGCUUGUGCUACGCUGUCGCAGCAUGUGAACGAGGCAGAGUGCCCUUGGCCGAUGUCCUGGAGCUGAUCGAGGUGACCGCCCAUUCGGCUCUUUGUUUGGAGCUCGGCAGAACCACCCUGGCAUGCAACGGCGCAGGAAAAGCGGCGCGGGAUCCGAGGCGCCGGAGAGCGCAAUGGCUCUGCAGCAGAUCGCUGUACUGUUGCGCGUGGAGUGCAGACGAUGGAGAGGUAGACGAUGCGCUUGGUGUCCAAGCCAACACUCGGGCGGCUGAAGGUUUCCGGUCGCUGGUUAGCUACAAGCCGACAGCUCCUGGCGCGCAAGAACGUGGACAAGGAGUGCAUCGUGUACAAUGCCUGCAUAAGUGCUUGCGAGAAAGCGGGCCAGUGGCAACACGCCCUGGCUCUCUUCAGCGAGAUGGAAGGCAUGACCAUCCAGAAGACAUCCAUUACCUACAACGCGACUGUAAGUGCUUGCGAGAAAGGGCACGAAUGGGAGCUAGCCUUGACAAUAGUGUCUCAAAUGGAACACCAUGA